This is a messenger RNA of Kwoniella botswanensis, 2397 nucleotides long. RefSeq lists its product as uncharacterized. Bases 1 to 2397 code for a protein of 798 amino acids. The transcript has 6 exons. The record is from RefSeq and is a predicted model, not a curated record. Lineage: Eukaryota; Fungi; Basidiomycota; Tremellomycetes; Tremellales; Cryptococcaceae. Gene Ontology annotation, cellular component: nuclear pore; nuclear pore central transport channel. Gene Ontology annotation, molecular function: structural constituent of nuclear pore; phospholipid binding. Gene Ontology annotation, biological process: protein import into nucleus; RNA export from nucleus.
AUGUCUGGUUUUGCAGGAUUUGGACAGAACAACAAUAACAGCGGUGGAUCAUCGGGUGCAUUCAGCUUUGGUGCUAAACCUGCUGGAGCCAACCCUCCUGCCGGCGGAUCACUAUUCGGCCAACAGCCCGCUUCUACAUCUCAACCUUCCACAUCCCUCUUCGGUGGUGGUGGUUCAUCUUCUACCCCUGCCGCCCAACCUUCAUCAGGCGCAUUUUCAUUCGGCAAUUCCGCAUCAACCACUCAACCCGCAUCAGGAGGGAGCUUAUUCGGCGGAGGAUCGACAACCCCAGCUGCACCAGCAGGAGGAAGUUUAUUUGGCGGAGGAUCGGCUGCUGCUCCUGCUCCAGCCUCUGGUGGAUCAUUGUUUGGUUCUAAGCCAUUAGGAGGAACAGGUACACCUGGAAAUUCAACACCAUCAUUCUCUUUCGGCGGAGCCACCAACACCCAAACAUCGACAUCCACCCCUGCAGCAGCUCCUGCUCCCGCUGCUGGAGGAAGCCUAUUCGGCGGAUUCGGUAGUAGCACAAACAACACUUCUGGAUCAACCACUCCAGCGGCUAAACCUGCUUUUGGUGGGUUCGGAUCGACCACCCCCGCUGCUGCACCACCUGCAUCGAGUGCUCAAGGGGGAUUAUUCGGUUCCAAACCUGCUGCUCCAGGUGGGAGUCUGUUCGGAGGCGGUGCGACCAGUGGAACAACAACGCCCACAACUGCUCCUGCAGCUCCGACUGGUAGUCUGUUUGGUGCUAAACCCGCGGAUACCACGGCUCCCAGUACACCAGCUUCAGGAGGAUUGUUCGGUGCGAAGCCAUCUGAAAGUACCACCCCUGCCGCUGCACCACCACCAGCAGGAGGUUUUUCUUUCGGCUCAAAACCUGCUAAUGCUCCAACAACCUCUCUCUUCGGCUCUGCACCUGCUCCUGCACCUGCAACUUCUACUCCAUCAGACGCAAACAAACCUGCUGCUCCAGCUGGUGGAAGCUUGUUCGGUGGUGGUGCCGGAGGUAGUUUAUUCGGUGCGAAGCCUGCUGAACCACCUAAGACCGAUUCACCUGCUCCUGCGCCUGCUGCUGCACCCGCGUCCGGAAGCCUAUUUGGUGGUUUAGGCGGAGCUGCUAAACCUGCUGAAGCGCCUAAACCUGCUACAGGAGGAUUUUCUUUUGGUAACUUGGGAGGAGCGAAAACCGAUUCUCCUGCCCCAGCAGCUGCUCCCGCUUCGACCACCCCAGCAGCUCCUGAAGCGCCCAAGACUGGCGGUUUCUCCUUUGGCAAUCUUGGCGGAACGACUACGUCCACAGCAGAUAAAGGCAAAGAGGCGGCUAAGGAACCUCCUAAGACUGGAGGGUUCAGUCUCGGCGGUACUUCAUCCACCACACCUGCACCUGCCCCUGCAACUGCGCCAACUACAUCGACCGACAAACCUGCCGAGCCACCUAAAUCGGGUGGUUUCAGCUUUGGUAAUGUUGGAGGAGCCAAACCUGCUGAGUCAAGCACAGCUGCUCCUGCUCCAGCCGCUACGACCGGUUCGAGUCUAUUUGGAGGUGCACCUAAACCUGCUGAAACUGCUUCUGCCGCUGCUGCUCCUGCUUCAGGCAGUUUGUUCGGUGCUAAACCUGCUGGUACACCCGCCGCCUCCACUUCUACCCCUGCUACCGCUGGAACUACUGCUACAUCUGCUCCCGCUACUUCGAGCGAACCUGCACCCAACCUUCUGAGAGGAAAGACCCUGGAGGAUAUUGUUGAUGGAUGGAAUAAGGAUCUGGAUGCGCAGGUCAAAGAAUUCGAGAAACAAGCUGGAGAAGUCAGGGAAUGGGAUAAAGUUUUGGUGAGGAAUGGCAAUCAGAUCACUGCACUACAUCGACAAGUGCUUGAAGCUCAGCAAAAUCAAUCCGCCGUGGAUCAAGCUCUGGAUUAUAUCGAAGCUCAGCAGAAACAACUCGAGAGUAUAAUGAGUGUAUAUGAAAAGGAGAUUAGUAAAUUGAGUAAUGAUAGUACGAGACCUUUGGCUGCUAAGCUGCCUGCUGACAGGGAGAGGGAGAAGUCGUAUACUCUAGCGGAAGAUUUGAACAAGCAGCUCGACGAUCUCUCUCGGAACCUCGGACAGAUGAUCGAAGAAGUCAACAAAUUAUCGACAUCAUCUUCUGGAACUUCGAAUUCAUUCGGUCUGGACGUUAAUGGAACUCCGUCUGCGACUGUCGUGGAUUCAACGAGUCAAUUACCUGAUGAUCCGAUUAACCAGUUAUCUGCGAUCUUAGGUGCGCACUUGAGAGCGUUGAAUAGUAUAGAUUCGAACGCUGGAAGGUUGGAGCAUAAAGUCGAGGAGUUAGAGGGUAGGAUGGGAGCUAGUGGGAAUCAUCUGGGUGAUAGGAGAGGAUGGGGUCUGGCUAGGCGAUAA